Messenger RNA from Dermacentor andersoni, 3082 nucleotides. RefSeq lists its product as uncharacterized. The record is from RefSeq and is a predicted model, not a curated record. Lineage: Eukaryota; Metazoa; Arthropoda; Arachnida; Ixodida; Ixodidae.
CGUUUCGGUGUGGCAUGCAGCGUGGAGCGAUGGAGUCGAUCGAGCGCCAACGAGGAUGAUACGAGGAGGCGAGGAAGCAGGCGCCAACGCUGCUGCCGAGUCUGGACGGGUGCCUUCGCGCCUUUUAACUCUGAUGGCCGACUUUAGGACGCAGAUAGGCGUCCAGGUUAGCAAGGAUGUUGAAGAAGGAAGGCAUCCAAGAAGCACAGAGGAAUCCUUUAAAAGCAUGCAAGUCAUCAUUGAAGUUUUGCUGGACCAAAACGAGCAACUUGUGUCCUGUCUUGCCGAGCUUGAAAAUGAAGCAGAAAAAAGAACUCUGCAGAUGCAGAGACGCCUCCACUCAACUGCAGACGUAACACGGGAAACUGUAUACAGAAUUUCUGAGUGGGGCGAGGAAAUUCAGAGCAUCAUCUCCAAGAGGCACCUUGCUGAAAAGACACUAGCAGUGUCUGAACGCACAGUGGCUGAACUUCAAAAGGAGAACAACCAGCUGAGGAGCUAUAAUGACAACCUAUUCAGUGAUAUCCAGUCACUGCUGAGUAUCAUAAAUGAAGCCCGUACCACAGGAAACUGGGAGAUGGAUUGUGUCACAUUCUGUGUGAUUUCCCCUGAAGAAGUUUAUGGCCCCAUCUGUCGUUUGUCUUCCCAGCAUCCAGACGGAGUGGCUGUCUUGGAUCUGAAACCUGGCCGUCCUUUACAAAGCCCAGAGACAGAGGCUAUUAUUUGUCCAAGUUUUUCAAAGUCAGCUGAUCCACCUGCAAAAUCCGUACAUACUGAUGUGGAAAUGGCUUUGACAGAAUGCAAUGGUGGUGCCCUUGACACCCAGGAUCCUUGCUCUUCAGCAGGGCUUUAUGAAAAUGUUCGUGAGGCAACUGGAGCAGCCAAUAGUGCUCCGAGCAAGGUUGGUGGAAAAAGUACAAGCUGUCGAACCAAGUUUUCCACAAACAUGCCAGAAGUGUGCAGGGAAGCUGAGCAGGUAAGCCUAAGCAAGAGCCUUCCCGUACUGUGUGUGACAAUGCAAGACAACAUGAAUGACUGUGGCAGCUCAAGAUUGCGCCGUAAGCUUCUUAUCCAGAAGAGAAGCAGGUCCUUCAAAAGCCUCUUGUUUUCUUCACGGAAAAAAAGUACCAGGAAUAUGCGAAAGCGCCUCACUCUAAGCACGUCAAAACAGAGACUGUCAGCACCUGUGCACAACUCGCACUUUGGUCACAAUGUCGGCACUGUGGCCACCACAGCCAGUCGUAAUAGGCUGUAUCAUUGUCCAGCAGAGUGCAAGGGGAUCAUACAAAAUGAAGCUUCCGACACUAGCUCUGAAGUUGUGAGAAAGCAGACAGACCAGUGGAGCAGUGGGGGCCAUCAUAAGGAGACUCACUGUGUGUCAGCUGUUCAAGAAGGGCCACUUAAGACAGAUAAGAAAUGCCCCACCAUCAUGACUACCACAAAACAUGUUGCUGAAUGGGAGCGGCAGAGUAACAAAAGUGAAAGCCUUCCGACGCUGUCUUCAGUUUGGGAGGAAAGCAUGGUCAUCCAAGGAAAUCCAAUGUCUCUUGAGAGCUUUCUGCUUUCCCCAUGGAAACCAAGAACUAGAAAUGUACGGCGGCGUCUAGUCUUCAAUACGUCAAAAAAGCCUUCAGCGCCUAAGAUGACCAAGGACCGCAUACACUUGGUGGCAACCAAGGGGAGUAAAAAAGAUGCUACAACUGAAACAUAUGCUGAAGUCGGAAUUCAGACUGACGUACUUGACCAAACUUUUGGACAUGAGACCACUCAGACAGACCUGUCAAGCACCUUCAGGAAGAAUGACCAAAGGGAGGGUUCAUUACCUCUACACCAUGCGUUAGUACAAACUGAUGAUGACAAGGAAUCUACUGUGAUCAUGGGCACACAAACUGACGUUGAAUGCGAGAGGCAGAGUAACUUAAGUGAAAGCCUUCCCACGUUGUCUUCAGUUUGGGAGGAAAGCAUGGUCAUCCAAGGAACCCCAAAGUCUCUCGAGAGCUUUCUGCUUUCCCCAUGGAAAACAAAAACUGUAAAUGUACGGCGGUGUCUGAACUUCGACACGUCAAAAGAGCCUUCAGCACCCAAGGUGACCGUGGAUAAAAUGCACUUGGUGGCAACCAAGGGGAGUAAAAAAGAUGCUACAACUGAAACAUAUGCUGAAGUCGGAAUUCAGACUGACGUACUUGACCAAACUUUUGGACAUCAGACCACUCAGACAGACCUGUCAAGCACUUUCAGGAAGAAUGACCAAAGGGAGGGUUCGUUACCUCUACACCAUGCGUUAGUACAAACUGAUGAUGACAAGAAAUCUACUGUGAUCAUGGGCACACAAACUGACGUUGAAUGCGAGAAGUGUCUUCCAAGUGGAAAUGAGCAGAGGGACCAGGAGUUGUGCUCACUCAAAGACCGGCUCAACCUGGCUGUUCAAGAAGCACAGUCCAAAACAUUGCUUGCAAUGGAACUACAAGGGCACCUUGAUGUUUCAGCAAAGGAGGUUGAGAUCCGUGACCAAGUCAUCAACCAAGUUGAAAAGAAGUUGAACAGUUCUAGAGAGGAAGCAGAUAAUUUAAAGAGGGAGCUCCUUGAUGUUGAGUCAGAGCUGAUACUUGCCAAGAAGGCAGCAGAAAAGGAAAAAGCUGAAAAUGAGCAGCUGAAGUCCGAGCUUGAGAAGAUGCGCCUGACUGUUCAGUAUCUUCAAGAUGCCUUGACGGAUCUGAAAAAGAAGGCAAGUUCAACAACAGCGCUGCCAAGAGUAUUUGACGUUUGAUUGAAGACUUGCCUUGGUCACUUCCCCCUUUUUUUUGUGUGAUUAAAGCUGCUAUGCAGUAUUUAUUGCAAAAGUAAACCCCCCCUUUUUUUCCCCAAAGGUUGUGAUUUCAUAUUCAUGCCAUUUCUUUUCCAUCCGCAGCAUUUGCUUGUUAAUGGGAAAUUGCAAAAUUUGUGCUUUGUUUGCAUCAAUGAUGUCGCUUGCCCUGUGAUAAAUGCCAAGAUAUUUUCAAAAAGCUCUCUUGAGUUUAGUGUGCAAUGUCAAAAAUUCAAUGAAAUGGUAUUUUUAGGCUAAUAAAUGUUACUUUUACUAUGC